Molecule: messenger RNA, 1842 nt
Organism: Onthophagus taurus
Lineage: Eukaryota; Metazoa; Arthropoda; Insecta; Coleoptera; Scarabaeidae
Source: RefSeq, a predicted model, not a curated record
GCCUCUCAGAGGAGGAGAAUCGGUUAUUCCAUCUGAAAAUCGAUCAAAAUUGUAUUCUGUCGAUAUCAGUAAUUUAUUAUUAUGCAUCGGGCAAUUAUUGCCAUCAAUUUGUAAUGAUUCCGAAGAGCUUGUUGGAUUAUUUUUGAACAAUCAAAGUAAACUUUUAAGAGACGUCCAUGUUAAAAGUCAAGAAUUAUUUUCAUUUUUCAUCCUGAGAACAUCCCCGCUUGAUUCUUUGAUGAAAAUUUUUCGAAAAGGAAUUGAUAACUUACAUUUAAGUAAAAAUAAAUCGAAUACAAUUAUUCCUUGGAUUAUUUUCGCUUUGCCGAAUAUUUUUCGACAAGAAAAAAUAAUUAAAAAUAUAUCAAAAAUUGGCGACUUCGAUGAUAAUAUCGCAAUAGCUUUAGAUUUAAUGGUGUUAAAUCAUCAACCACAACCAAACUGGAGUCUUUUAUUAAAAGUAAUUUGUAUGAGAAAUUGUAAAAUCGCAACAAUAAUUUUAGAAGAAACUUUGUCAGGUGGUGAAAUUUCUUUGAAAAAGAAUUUAAUAAAAUGUAAUCGAUUUUUAUGUUCGGAAAUUUGUACCACAUCAAUUAAUUUUGAUUAUUUUGAAAUUAUAUCAUCGAUAACUCACAUUUUUUUGAUAAUUGGAAAUAAAUUUGAUUUGGAAGAAAUUUUUUUACCGCUAAUCAUAAAAUAUGCUAAUUGGAGUAAAUGUUUUGAUAGACGAGAGAUAUGGAAUCAAAAUCGACCACCUUUUUUCGAAGCUUUAAUCGAAAACAUUCAAGAAACCCUCCCUCCGAUUUCAAAAACCGUAAUUAAUGCAGUUCAAACCGGAGCAAGCAUGUAUCAAGCAAUGUCAAUCGUUUUAGCAUGUUUUAGUCAACUUUGGGAUUGCAUUAACAUGAAUAUCGUUUUAAUUUGUAAUUUAUUUCAAGAAAAUUUACCUUCCGAUGUCACCCCGAUUGGAAACUCCGUUUUGUUACAACUAUUAUUAAGUGCAUUGUAUUCAGAUUUAUUAAAAAUUGGCGAAAUUGAAAAUAAGAAGGUAAAAAUUAAAGAAACAACACCAGUUUUGAGCCAACAUAAAAACUCUUUAACAAGUUUUGACGGAUUUAAUAAUUCAAGUGAUGCAAUAGCUUUAGCCGUGGCGGAAGCUUUAUGUAGUAUUGAUGAAGAUAAUAAACACACCGAGCAAAUAGUUGAGGUUCUAAAACAAGUAAGCGAUGAGUUAGAAGAAAAUUUUAUAUCUUCCGAUGGUUGUAAAAGAACGGAAAGCACUCAAGAGGUGGUUGAAGUAUUAUGUAGUGAAUUAUUGGGUGAUUUGAAUGGAAAAAGAAGUUUAAAAAUUUUGCUUGAUUUCGUUAGAAAUAAUUCGGAUUUUUUUAAUUUCAAAUUGGGGAUUUUAGACGUUACAUCGCAGGCGAUUUAUACUAAAAUAUAUCGUUCAGCUUUAUUACAUACGAUGUUUCACAUUGAAUAUCGUCCGUUUGAUCAACUUUUAUCGGGGUUAUGGAAACCUGAUUGGAAUCAACUUUUAACAACUCCGAUGGGGCUAACUCCGGAAAGAAUUUGGUCCAAUCUUUCGUAUCGUUGGGAAUUUAAAGAUUCCAAUUUUUAUAAUCUCCCGAAUAAUGAAGCACAAAUCGUAAGCAGUUUAACUUCGAUGUUAAAACAGCAAAAUUGAGGUUUAAAGUAUAUUCAUUUUUAUUAUUAAAAAAUUUGAUGUCUUUUUUUUAGGCUUAUUUAAAUUAAAAAAAUAUAAUUGUGGUAAAAAUAGCUUUAGUUGUUGUGGAAACUUUAUGUUGUAUUGAUGAAGAUAAUAAACACACUCAGUCACUA